Molecule: messenger RNA, 2120 nt
Organism: Anopheles coustani
Lineage: Eukaryota; Metazoa; Arthropoda; Insecta; Diptera; Culicidae
Product: protein MTO1 homolog, mitochondrial
Exons: 4
Coding region: 1-2019 (672 amino acids)
Biological process (GO): tRNA methylation; tRNA wobble uridine modification
Cellular component (GO): cytosol
Molecular function (GO): flavin adenine dinucleotide binding
Source: RefSeq, a predicted model, not a curated record
AUGUUACGGCCGGUGUUUUGGCGAAGGCUGGCCGCUAAAAUACCUCGCAGCAUAUCCACCGGCGGGUUACGAUGGACGUCUUCUUCGCCGACGGUAGAAAAGUGUGCCGAAUAUGACGUGAUUGUCGUCGGUGGCGGUCACGCCGGGACGGAGGCAUGCUGUGCUGCUGCUAGGAUGGGUGCCCGGACACUACUCGUCACACAGAAACGGUCCACCAUCGGCGAGAUGUCGUGCAAUCCUUCGUUCGGCGGCAUCGGUAAGGGCCAUCUGAUCCGCGAGGUGGACGCACUUGAUGGGGUGUGUGCGAGAUGCUGUGACCGCAGUGGAGUCCAAUACAAGGUGCUCAAUCGGCGCAAAGGCCCCGCAGUGUGGGGUCCACGGGCGCAGAUUGAUCGAAAGCUGUACAAGCAGGAAGUCCAGCAAACUCUCGACCACACUCCGAAUUUGACCAUCGUCGAAGCUUCGGUCGAGGAUAUCGUACUCCACCGGAGCAGCAGUGAUGAGGGUCCUAGGUUGGCUGGAGUUCGAUUGGCGAACGGUGAGGCAGUAACGGCCAGCAGUCUCGUCAUCACGACGGGAACUUUCUUGCGUGGCCAGAUAAACAUCGGGCUGGAAACACGUCCCGCCGGCCGCAUAGGAGAUGAACCGGCUGUGGGCCUGGCCAAAAGUAUCGAGGAGCUUGGGUUCCGACUGGGUCGGCUGAAGACCGGAACUCCACCACGCAUCCACCGGGAUUCGAUACGGUUCGAGACGUUGACACGACAUCCGGGAGAUAAUCCACCGGUUCCCUUUUCAUUCUUGAACGACCGUGUGUGGCUCGAGGCUACCGAGCAGCUGGACUGUUUCCUCACACAAACCACACCGAAAGUGAACGAAAUCGUACGGCGCAAUCUGCACCGUAACCGACACGUCACCGAGGAGCUGACCGGUCCGCGUUACUGUCCCUCGAUCGAAUCAAAGGUGUUGCGGUUCGGGGUCAAACAGCACCAAGUUUGGCUCGAGCCGGAAGGUUUCGACAGUGAGCUGAUCUAUCCGAACGGGCUCUCCUGUACGCUUCCCGAGGAGGAGCAAGUCGAACUCGUACGCUGUUUAAAGGGGCUCGAGGCGGCAGAGAUCGUCCGACCGGGCUACGGUGUCGAGUAUGAUUUUGUCGAUCCUCGCGAACUGUUUCCGACUCUCGAGACGAAGCGCGUUCGGGGCCUGUUUCUUGCCGGCCAGAUUAACGGAACGACGGGGUACGAGGAAGCAGCUGCACAAGGAUUGCUAGCCGGAGCGAAUGCGGCUGCAAAGGCUCUUUCGAAGGAACCGCUCACCGUGAGUCGUACCGAAUCGUACCUGGGUGUGCUUGUGGACGAUCUGACGACGCUCGGAACGAACGAACCGUACCGGAUGUUCACAAGCAGAGCCGAGUUUCGGCUUAGCCUGCGACCAGACAAUGCCGACCUUCGGCUCACGGAGAAAGGUUACGCCGUAGGUCUCGUAUCGGAAGACCGCUAUCAUCGUACCGUGUCCAUCCGGGAACGACUUGCCAGGGCCAUCGAGUUGCUGCAGGACAUCAAGCGAGGAAGCAAUCAAUGGCGGGCAGCGAUGCGUCUGCCACCAGCGAAGGCUAGCGUAUACAAGAGUGCCUUCGAGAUGCUAGCCAUAUCCAACGAUGAAAUCACGACCGAACGUUUGUGUGCGGUGGAACCGUCCGUGCUCGGAUGGAUUCUGGACGAUCCGGAACUGUGCCGACGGUUGAAGAUCGAAGCUCUGUACAGUCUUUCCAUCGAAGACCAGUCGCGCGAAGUUGAGGAAGUGCAGCGUAACGAAAAUCUUCGAAUACCAGUGGCCAUCGACUAUCUAUCAAAAUCACUGAAUCUUUCCUUCGAAGAACAGGAAAAACUUCUCCACAUUCAACCUCAAACGAUUGCAGCCGCCAGCCGGAUACAAGGCAUUACACCGUCCUCCAUCGUUCGGUUGGUAAAGUAUGUGAAACAGCACGAUUUGGUUACAGCCCCACAGCCACGGGCUGUAUAACACGUUCGUCACGUAGUUACAAGACUUAAGGUUGUUAUUGUCUGAUGAUAAAUAAAUAUUUAAAUAAAUAACCGAUCGCUACUAAACACAGUAUCGGUAGA